CCCUAUGGGGCCUCCAGGACCCAGGGGUAUUGGUGGUGAAAUGGGACCUACGGGGCCCCCUGGUCCUCCUGGCCUCCCCGGCCCUCCAGGUCCCGCUGGCUACUAUGAUGGCGGCGUCCAACCAUGGAUCGGCAAAGGUCCUCAACCUCAACCCAUAUGGAAUGGUAACGGUCCUCAACCCUACUGGGAUGGCAAGGGCAAUGGACUUCUCCGGGAUGAGGCCAGUCCAAAAGACAAUGUGGUGAGGGGUGACGUGGAGUUUGGUCUGGAUGCUCUGACCCAGAGGAUCCUGAGGGUGCGACAGCCUAUGGGGACUCAGAACAAUCCGGCACUCAGCUGCCGCGUACUGCGCCGAUACCUACCGGAGGCACAGAGCGGCCUCUACUACGUGGACCCCAACCAGGGCUCUCCUCUGGAUGCCAUUCAGGUCUUCUGCAACAUGGAGGCUGGAGAGACCUGCGUCUACCCAUCCCAGAUCAUCAUUCCCCAGAAGAACUGGUACACGAGCAAGACCAAGGACAAGAAGCACGUCUGGUUCAGCGAGUCCAUGCCCGAGGGCUUCCAGUUCCAGUAUGGCUCCAACGGCUCUGAUCCGGACGCCGUUAACAUCCAGCUGAACUUCAUACGACUGCUGUCCAAACGAGGACACCAGAACCUCACCUACCACUGCAGGAACAGCGUGGCGUAUAUGGACCAGGCGUCUGGCAACCUGAAGAAGGCCGUGCUGCUGCAGGGCUCCAGCGACGUCAGCCUCAGGGCAGAGGGCAACGCACGCUUCCGCUACAGGGUCACCCAGGACGGAUGCACGCAACAUACGGGCUCGUGGGGCAAGACCGUCAUACAGUUCAAGUCCCGCCACCUCUCCCACCUGCCUAUCAUUGACAUCGCUCCUAUGGACGUUGGUGCACCAGAUCAGGAAUUCGGUGUGGAAAUCGGACCCGUCUGCUUCUCGUAGCAUGGACAACCUAACUAUGGACUUUUGACCUUCAACUUUUAUUUGUUUUUUGUGAUUUGUUCCUUUUUUUGUCAUGAUGUGACUCGUAAGAGUUGAAUUUACAUGUUUUGAUUUUUUUUUUUGGAUUGAUCAAGUCAUCAGCCAUCUACAUAGUAUUUGGCCCACGUCAGCCACCGUAUCCUACAUGUCACCACUUUGUUUUUUUGUCUGUUGAGAUAUAAGAAAAUAUUUUGUAACUGGACACUGUAAACUAGGCCAAAGUCUUUCAAACAAUACAAGACAUUGAGAUAUGAUCGAAUGUUAUAGUUUUUUUGGUUUCUAUUCAGUCCAAAAACAGGAGGAGAUGUUGUAGUUCAGUUCUCAUCAGAUGUUUCAGUUUUGAAAACAAUAAAGAAAACUGAAAGUGA
Messenger RNA from Engraulis encrasicolus (European anchovy), 1362 nucleotides. Its product is annotated as collagen alpha-1(II) chain-like. The transcript is spliced from 8 exons. NCBI's taxonomy places the organism in Eukaryota, Metazoa, Chordata, Actinopteri, Clupeiformes, Engraulidae. Gene Ontology annotation, biological process: extracellular matrix organization; skeletal system development. Gene Ontology annotation, molecular function: extracellular matrix structural constituent conferring tensile strength. Bases 5 to 955 code for a protein of 316 amino acids. Gene Ontology annotation, cellular component: cytoplasm. The record is from RefSeq and is a predicted model, not a curated record.